Messenger RNA from Halichondria panicea, 1272 nucleotides. Its product is annotated as aerolysin-like protein. Lineage: Eukaryota; Metazoa; Porifera; Demospongiae; Suberitida; Halichondriidae. Bases 119 to 1120 code for a protein of 333 amino acids. The transcript has a single exon. The record is from RefSeq and is a predicted model, not a curated record.
GCAUGUACACGCAUCUAAGCGGCCUAGCGCUAUAAAAGAGUCACUUUUAUGAAUAUAUGCACCAGCCUAAUAUCGCCAUCUCGACCUCAAGUAAAGCCAACACAUCAAUUGAUCCAUCAUGCCAGCGAUUACUCAUGCAGGAGUGGAUACAUCACUCUAUACUUCCAACCAGUCCUAUGGAGGCCAUGCAGAUACAACGUUGUUCACGAAUAUUCGUGGCACUAUGGGUGCUACCAUCACCGAGAUUACAGCCUACACUGACUCAUGGCAACUUCAAGGCCUCAACGUCAAGUUCAGCGAUGGAAAUGUCUACAAGUACGGCAAAGAAGACAACAAGAAAUCGCAAUUUACCUUUCAAACGGGCGAGACAAUCAUUCAACUCGUAAUGCACGAUUCACACAAGAAGUGUGAUAAUGGUCAAUACCAUUCAGGUGGCUUUUACAUCAAGACGAAUCUCAGACGAGAGUUCGAAGUCAGCCCUAAAAAAUCGCCCAAAGCCAAGUAUGAGGUUGAUGUUGGGUCCGGUCUGCUGGUUGGAGUGUUUGGAGGGAGCGACACGUCUAAAAUCAACCAAUUGGGCUUUGCAAUUUUGCGUCCGGUGGAGAGCGCUGUCUUGGUUGACGUGAGCUACCCUGGUUUAAAUGCAGUCCCCGUGGCCAACACUCCCACCAACGUUGAUAGCGUCACCUAUGCCAACAAUACUUCAAUAACUCAAACGGUGGACCUGCAUGGCUCAACUACCGUUACAACCGAGACCAAAUGGUCAGUUUCAACUUCAUUGGAGGUGUCCAUGACUACAACGGUGAAGGGUGGUGUUCCAGAAGUAGCUGAAGUGGAGGGGUCGUUUCAAUGGCAACUAGGGGUAACUGCAUCAUACGAGCGAUCCUCUACAAAGGAAACAUCAACUUCAUACGAUUUCCCUGUCGUUUGUCCCCCUGGUAUGACAACCACUGCUCAGGCCAUCAUCUAUGAGGAUGAAAUCACUACCAACUACGUAGGUACAAUGACCUACAAUCUGGACAAUGGAAAUACGCUCAGCUAUCCUGUCAAAGGCAUGUAUAAUGGCCUGUCUGCUCGCGGGGUGUACGUUGAGGCUCAAGAGACCCCUCUGGACAGUUGAACUGCUGAACUAAAGCCUGGGGAAUGAACUGACAAAUCCAGAGAGUACUUUAGGUACUGAGUAGUGACAGUGUGUUAGGUACUGAGUAGUGACAGUGUGUUAGGUACUGAGUAGUGACAGUGUGUUAGUGGACACUGAUUAUAUAGAGUGUU